AUAAGAAGCCAUUUAAUUUCCUGCAACAAAUCUAUGGCUGUUCUUAUAGUUUUGGGCUUGGUGGUGUUCAUAUGUGCUGGAGUUUUGUCACUGAAGCGCCGCAAGUCGUUUGUUUCUUAUGGACCCAGAUCUUAUCCUUUUAUUGGGUGCAUGGUUUCCUUCUGGAAGAAUCAGAGCAGGCUGUGUGAAUGGUAUACAGAGCUGCUGAGAGAUUCCCCCUCGCAGACCAUGACAGUUGAGCGGUUGGGCGCCAUUACAACCGUUGUGACGGCUAAUCCAGAGAACGUGGAACACAUUCUGAAGACCCGAUUUGAGAAUUAUCCCAAAGGUCGGAUCUUUAACGAAAUUCUGCACGACCUGCUGGGCAACGGCAUCUUCAACGCAGACGGAGAGUCAUGGAGAACACAGAGAAAGAUUGCGAGCUACGAAUUCAACACGAAAUCGCUGCGCAAUUUCAUUGUCGAUUGCGUGCAGGCAGAGACCACGGAGCGUUUUCUGCCUCUGCUCGACCAGGCUUCUCAAAGUGGGAAUUUUCUUGAUUUCCAAGACGUUCUGCGGCGAUUCUCCUUCGACAACAUCUGCAAAGUGGCGUUCGGAAUGGACCCAAAGUGUCUCGACCUCAGCCUUCCGCAGUCUGAGUUUGCAGACGCCAUGGACGUCGCAAGCUACCUGAGUUCUAAAAGAGCUCGAUCUGUGAUAAGCCUGGAGUGGAAACUCAAGCGGGCUUUGAACGUCGGCUCCGAAAAGACUCUCGCCCAAGCAGUCCGUGUUGUUCAGGAGUUUGCCAGAGACAUUAUUCACAGGAGAAGUGCGGAAGUCGAUCUCAAACCAGACCUGCUCUCGAGAUUCCUGCAACUCACUCGAGGCAGAUUUGGCGAGGACUCUUUACGAGAUAUUGUGGUGAGUUUCGUGUUGGCAGGAAGAGACACCACGGCUUCUGCAUUGACAUGGUUCUUCUGGCUCCUUUCUUCCCAUCCCGAGAUCGAAGAACGCAUUUUUAACGAAGUGACUAAGAUAAAGGCCCUGUCAUAUGAGGAGAUCAAAGGGAUGGAGUAUCUUCAUGCAGCGAUUUGCGAGUCAAUGAGAUUAUAUCCUCCUGUUCGCUACGACUCAAAACAGGCUCUGCAAGACGACUAUCUUCCAGACGGCACAUUUGUGAAAAAGGGCAGCUGGGUAACUUAUCAUCCCUACGCCAUGGGGAGGAUGGAGAGCAUUUGGGGUGCAGAUUGCAUGGAGUUUAAACCAGAGAGAUGGUUUAAAGACGGCGUUUUUCUUCCGCAGAACCCAUUUAAGUAUGCCGUCUUUCAGGCUGGUGCGCGCAUGUGUUUGGGCAAAGAUAUGGCGUUUAUUCAGAUGAAGUAUAUUGCGGCUUCUGUGAUUCGUGGGUUUCGUUUAAGAGUUGAUCCACAGCAUGAGGCGCACUUCGUUCCAAGUUUAACUGCAACUAUGAAGAAUGGGCUGCCAGUUGUUGUGGAGAAGCGAGCCUCACGAUUGCCUGCUUCGUGACGUCAGCCCUGUCUUAGAAUUAAUUAUCUUCAUUCCUUCUCAGUACCACUUGAAAUUUACAGUGUAUAAUAUAUAUAACCAUGUAUUAUGAAAGUUCAUACCUGUGUAACAUAUAUAUAUAUAUAUAUAUAUAUAGAGGUACGUAG
Molecule: messenger RNA, 1652 nt
Organism: Cryptomeria japonica (Japanese cedar)
Lineage: Eukaryota; Viridiplantae; Streptophyta; Pinopsida; Cupressales; Cupressaceae
Product: cytochrome P450 94B3
Exons: 1
Coding region: 34-1506 (490 amino acids)
Molecular function (GO): oxidoreductase activity, acting on paired donors, with incorporation or reduction of molecular oxygen; monooxygenase activity; heme binding
Source: RefSeq, a predicted model, not a curated record